UCUCUCUCUAGUUAAAUAGCGAGGAGACGGGGGAGCGAGCGGACGGCUGGACUCUGGAUUAUCUCUCUCUCUCUCUCUCUCUCUCUUUUUCUUUCUUUCUCUCUCUUGUUGUUUUAUCGUCGAAUUAAACCCGCGUCUGCUCGACCACCGACGGCCGUGUAGCAGGGCCAAGAUGUCCAGUGAGGUGCAGAGACCAGACGACAGCCCCAGCACGAGCGGAGGAAGCUCGGACAUCGAACAGAGAGAGACCGCCCCUGCAGAGCAGGAACGUGAGCCGGCGCAACCCAAGAAGAAAGAAACCAAGAUCUCGAGUAAAACGGCUGCCAAACUCUCUACCAGUGCCAAGAGAAUUCAAAAGGAGCUUGCAGAAAUCACUCUAGAUCCGCCGCCAAACUGCAGUGCUGGUCCCAAAGGAGACAACAUCUAUGAGUGGAGAUCGACCAUUCUGGGACCGCCUGGCUCUGUCUAUGAAGGAGGGGUGUUUUUCCUCGACAUUGCGUUCACACCCGACUACCCAUUCAAACCACCCAAGGUAACAUUUCGUACGAGGAUCUACCACUGCAACAUUAACAGUCAGGGAGUGAUCUGUCUGGACAUACUGAAGGACAACUGGAGUCCUGCACUCACCAUCUCUAAAGUGCUGCUGUCCAUCUGCUCUCUGCUCACGGACUGCAAUCCAGCCGAUCCUCUUGUCGGAAGCAUCGCCACGCAAUACUUGACCAACAGAACGGAACAUGACAGAAUAGCCAAACAGUGGACGAAGAGAUACGCCACAUAAAGGAAAUCCUCCCAACGCCCCCGUCUCCACCCGCCCACUAUAAAUUCUCCCUUUUCCGACCCCACUGUACCUCUCUACCUCUUCUCCCCCAUCCUCUCAGAGCACACUCACCAAGUGCAACAAUAUAUAAUCUCCGCCCUUCCACCCCAGCCUCUCUUAUAAAACCUUUCUGUGAAGAGAACUGUCUUUUGUUCCUUGUUGACUUGAAAGCUUCUUUUUUAUACAAAGAGUAGAUUGGGAUUUUAUUUUCCAACUAUCUGAAUGUUUGAAUUAUCCUAGGAGGAAAAUAUUGUUGUUACCAUUAUUAUUAUUAUUAUUAUUAUUAUUAUUGUCGCUCAACUUAACGUAUGUAUAUCUUUACUUUUUAAGUGGCAUCAGGAACAAAUAACAGAUUAUAGAUCACAUCACCACACUUUCUUUUUUUUCUGAUGGAAGUCAACCAUGGUAUGUGCAUGUAACAGGAUGACUGUGUGCAUCCGCAGGAACUCCGAGCUCUACCCUCUCGUUUCGUUUGUAUGUAUUUUUUAAACACGCUGUCCGAGCAGCCACUGGGAAAACGACAAAAAAAAAGAAAAUCAAAAAAAAAAAAAACGAGUCUUGCUAGUGGAUAGAUCAGAAAAAUCAAACCUGUAUAUAGCAACAAUACCACAUCUGACCGGCCAGUGGGGUUUGUUGUGCACUUGCUUAAUGGACUACAUCCAAUAAAACACUGUGGCUGAACUGUAA
This is a messenger RNA of Pygocentrus nattereri (red-bellied piranha), 1504 nucleotides long. RefSeq names its product ubiquitin-conjugating enzyme E2E 2 (gene ube2e2). Bases 173 to 778 code for a protein of 201 amino acids. Gene Ontology annotation, molecular function: ubiquitin conjugating enzyme activity. The record is from RefSeq and is a predicted model, not a curated record. Gene Ontology annotation, cellular component: nucleus. Gene Ontology annotation, biological process: protein polyubiquitination. The transcript is spliced from 6 exons. Lineage: Eukaryota; Metazoa; Chordata; Actinopteri; Characiformes; Serrasalmidae.